This is a messenger RNA of Musa acuminata subsp. malaccensis (wild Malaysian banana), 2323 nucleotides long. The record is from RefSeq and is a predicted model, not a curated record. Lineage: Eukaryota; Viridiplantae; Streptophyta; Magnoliopsida; Zingiberales; Musaceae.
CGGGCCCCCAACACCAACCACACACCCCCUCCUCCCCUAGCACGUAUGAUUCACGAAACCGAAUUUGAAUUAAGCCAGCGUUCCUAUGGAGAAAUAGGUCGACUAUUUUGUUCUCACAUUCGUCGAGCAAUAAUUCUCCAGAUUCCUUGCUUCGUUUCUUCCGAGAACCUUAGUAUAAGAUAAGGUUGGGGAAGACACCAGAGAAGGAAAGCAAGAACAAAAAUAAAAAGAAGCUGAAGAUGAGUAUUGCAGAGGAGAAGAUCGAGAUAAUUACAAAUGACGAAUGGUUAAGCUCGUUGAAGACGAGGGUAGCCAAAACAAAAUGGGUGGUCGGGCGCACCAGUGGGCCGACCAUCUUCAAAGUCCCAAGAAUCUUUCAAGAGGCAGAUCCGAAGGCAUAUGAGCCUAAGAUGGUGUCGCUCGGCCCCUACCACCAUGGCAACAUACACCUGAAAGCUAUGGAAGAUCUGAAAUGGCACUACCUCAAGGAAUUCCUGGGCCGAAACCCCGGCAAGCCACUGGAAGACUACAUCGAUCAGAUCAAGGAAAGAGAGCACGAGGCACGUAUGGCCUAUUCAGAAAAAGUGGACAUGACUAGUGAUGAGUUCGCCCAGAUGAUGCUGCUUGACUGCUGUUUCGUGAUCGAGAUCAUAGACUUGUGGAAAACGUAUGUGGAAAGACAAGAAAAGGAAGAAGAAGAAGAAGAAGAGAACCUUGGAGUGUACCUGAAGGUUGGGGGAGGCACCAGAGAAGGAAAGCAAGAGCACAAAGAAAAAGAAGCUGAAGAUGAACGCACCGAUGGGCCGACCAUCUUCAAAGUCCCUAGAAUCUUUCAAGAGGCAGAUCCGAAGGCAUAUGAGCCUAAGAUGGUGUCGCUCGGCCCCUACCACCAUGGCAACAUUCACCUGAAAGCUAUGGAAGAUCUGAAAUGGCACUACCUCAAGAAAUUCCUGGGCCGAAACCCCCGCAUGUCUCUGGAAGACUACAUCGAGCAGAUCAGGGAAAGAGAGGACAAGGCACGUAUGGCCUAUUCAGAAAAAGUGGACAUGACUAGUGAUGAGUUCGUUCAGAUGAUGCUGCUUGACUGCUGUUUCGUGAUUGAGAUCAUACACUCGAAUGUGGAAAAACAAGAAGAAGAAAAAACAGUAGAUAAACAAAUUAGAUGUACGCGGUCAUGGUUCCGCACUGCGCGACCGAUGCAUUCCGUGGUCGCGAGCACUGCGCGACCGAUGCAUUCCUUGGCCGCGCGACAGAUGACGAUGUCGGAAAAGCAGCUUCGAACGGAUGGGAAAGGAACAGAAGCUGUGCAUAAUCCAAUUACAAGUACACAGUACACUCUACCAGUGGUCGUGCGAGACAUGCUGAUGCUGGAAAACCAGCUUCCUUUCCUUCUCCUCCAGACACUGUUCAAAUCGGCUUUUCCUGAAUCAGCUGAUCCCCUAGAAAAUUGGACACUCAAAUUCGUCAGCAAUUUCGUGAAAAGCAAGAUUGAGAAUCCCCCCAAUAUCGGCAUUAAGAAAAUUCAUCAUAUACUUCAUCUUUGGCAUUAUUACAUUGACCCAUACAAGAAACGAGAUGGCGGUAAACCUUCCACAUCCCUCUGCCACAAGCCUAACAGGAACAACUUACGUCGCUCUCGAGAAGAUUACCACACAACUUCCCUGCUGAAAUGGAUUCCAAGUGCGACGCAGCUGAUGGAGGCUGGAGUACAUUUUAAGAAGAAGGAGGCCACGAACUUCUUGGACAUCACCUUUCAGAACGGUGAGAUGGGGAUUCCCUUACUUCAGGUAGAUGACGACACCGAGACCUUCCUCAGGAACCUCAUAGCAUUCGAGCAGUGCUCCAAGAAUGUCAGUCUUCAUGUCACGGCCUACGCGGCUCUCAUGGAUUGCAUCAUCAACACCGCCGCCGACGUCGCGUUGCUCCAGCAACAUGGGAUCAUCCUUAGCGGUUUGGGCGACGGCAAGCAAGUAGCUAAUCUCUUCAACAAACUUUGCAAGGAGGUGACGUUAGACUACGAUAAAAGUUAUGUUUCAGGCAUCUACAAAGAUGUCAACGAGCACUGGACCAACCAAUGCAACCAAUGGCGAGCGAGGCUUAAUCAUGAUUACUUCAGUAAUCCUUGGGCGGUCAUCUCGGUGUUUGCAGCUAUCUUGCUCUUCGUUCUCACCAUAACGCAGACCAUCUAUUCUGCUCUGAGCUAUGUUCGACCGCCAAAUUAGUCUCCGUAUUAUUAUUAUUAUUAUCUUUUGCCUCUUCCUGUAUGGUUUGAAAUCUUACUGGUACCGUAUGAUUCUCUGGAUGCUGUACUGUAAUUUUUUAU